Cheilinus undulatus (humphead wrasse) is the source of this 3164-nucleotide messenger RNA. Its product is annotated as kynurenine--oxoglutarate transaminase 3-like. Lineage: Eukaryota; Metazoa; Chordata; Actinopteri; Labriformes; Labridae. Gene Ontology annotation, biological process: biosynthetic process. The coding region runs from base 145 to 1497 and encodes 450 amino acids. Gene Ontology annotation, molecular function: pyridoxal phosphate binding; L-kynurenine:2-oxoglutarate transaminase activity. Gene Ontology annotation, cellular component: cytoplasm; mitochondrion. The transcript is spliced from 14 exons. The record is from RefSeq and is a predicted model, not a curated record.
AGCUAGUCCGUCAAGCAGCCAUAACUAGCUCCGUUACCGGUAGCUAACAGCGGUACUGUGUAAACAUGCACAAGCACCGGCACAUGGUUUGCUAACAACACCAAUGCUUUCCGCUGUAGGGGAAGAAUAUACUCCCGCUGAAGCAUGAACACAGCAAGACAAGUGCUGAACUGCACCAAGUUUGUAUGCCAUACAGCAAGCAUAAACUGCAGAAGAAGGUUUUGCACUUCUCAAUAUUUAAAGAUGUCACGACACACACACUCCAAAAGGAUUGCAGGACUGGACAAGAAUGUCUGGGUGGCGUUUACUUCCUUAGCAGCAGACCCAUCCAUUGUUAACCUGGGCCAGGGUUUUCCGGACAUCCCUCCACCUUCUUAUGUCAAGGAAGCACUAGCAAAGGCUGCAUCUGUGGACAGGAUGAACCAGUACACCAGAGGAUUUGGUCAUCCGUCUUUAGUGAAAGCCCUUUCUCAGGUGUAUGGAAAGGUCUGUGGGCGCCAGAUUGACCCCUUCAAAGAAAUCCUGGUCACAGUGGGAGGUUAUGGUUCUUUAUUUAGCACCAUGCAAGGACUGGUGGAAGAGGGGGAUGAGGUUAUCAUAAUAGAGCCUUUCUUUGACUGCUACGUACCCAUGGUGCGAAUGGCAGGGGCCAAGCCUGUGUUGAUACCGCUACGCCUUAAGCCUGGAAAGAAGCAGACAGUCACAAGUUCUGACUGGUUUCUUGAUCCAGAUGAGCUUUCCAGUAAAUUUAACUCUAGAACAAAAGCCAUCAUCAUCAACACCCCUAACAAUCCUAUAGGGAAGAUUUUUACCAGAGAUGAGCUUCAGAUGAUUGCUGACCUCUGUAUCAAACAUGACACACUCUGCUUUAGUGAUGAGGUUUAUGAGUGGCUCGUCUACAGGGGACACCAGCAUAUCAAAAUCGCCACUCUGCCAGGAAUGUGGGACAGAACAAUCACUAUUGGCAGUGCAGGGAAAACAUUUAGUGUCACUGGAUGGAAGCUCGGUUGGUCUGUAGGGCCAGAACACCUGAUAAAGCAUCUUCAGACCGUCAUGCAGAAUACUCUUUACACCUGCCCAACUCCUCUGCAGGAAGCUGUUGCACAAGGUUUGCUCCUGAACUUGGAGAUUAUGGGUCAGCCUGAGUGCUACUUCUCCUCCCUGGCAGAGGAGCUAGAGGGGAAGAGGGACCGUAUGGCUGCAAUCCUGCAAGAAGUUGGUAUGACUCCUGUCAUCCCAGAGGGAGGCUACUUCAUGCUGGUGGAUGUCACAUCUCUCAAUCAGGACCUGUCACACAUGGACGAUGAUGAUGCUUAUGACUACAAGUUUGUCAAGUGGAUGAUUAAAGAAAAGAAACUAGCAGCCAUUCCAGUCACAGCAUUUGUUGGAGAUGAGUCCAAGAAGCAGUUUGAGAAAUAUAUUCGCCUUUGUUUCAUCAAGCAAGAUAGUACUCUUGAUGCUGCGGAGAAAAUCUUGAAAAACUGGAGUGAGAAAUAAUGGACAGUUGUGUUCAAAGACAUAAGCGUGUCGUGGGGGGGUUGAAUAAAUGUGUGCUCAAACUGAGGAAACUGUAUUCAACUGUGUGGUUUACCAACAUUUUAUUUUGGAAAUGAGUGAAAUUUUUUUCAUUAGCUUUUAGAUCUAUAUUUUUCUGACCUUGCAGUCAAUGUAAUCUUUGCUUGGAUUUUAAGUGAUGCAGAUAAAUAUUAACCAAGUAUUAAUAAGUGUUAAUUUAACUAUGAUCAAAUGAUGGAUGCAAACCAUUCAUUCCUGUUGCUUUGCUGUAGAAAAGCUUUGCAAAGAGUGUUAGCAUCCUACCACCUGAAGUGUUGAAGGGUCUGCUGACACUUAGCAGGGACCUGUCUUUACCUCCAAUAAAACUGUGAAAUGCACACAUAAAUCCUAGGUCUGACAGUAGUAUUUUAUAGCCUCAGAUAGUGUUGUUAAAAAAAAAAUGACUUGAUCUGCUGCUUAGAUUUUAUCACUCAGUAUUCAGCGUGUAGUUUACAUGCACAGUUAGUCGAGCUACAGUUAUAGCUUGAGUAGGCAAUUUAAUUGGACAACUGUCCUUGUCCCAUUAGCCCUGCAGGAAAAUCGCUUUAUUGUCAGGAGUAUGUCCACCAGCUAUGCUAUAGUAGGGGACAGCUUUCAGCUAGUUAUGACUGGACCUACAGUGCUGUGAAAAAGUAUUUGCUCCCUUCUGAUUUCUUAUUUUCUGCAUAUUUUUAACACUUAAGUGUUUCAGAUCAUUGAACAAAUUUAAUAAAUCAGACAAAUGGCAAUUUUUAAAUGAUGGUUUAAUUUGUUAAGGACAAAAAGCCACCCGAGCCUAUCUGGCCCAAUCUGAAAAAGCAUUUUCGAUAACUGUGGAUGACUCUUUCACAUCACUGUGUAGGAAUUUUGACCCACUCUCUUUUGCAGUGUUGUUUUAUUUCAGUCUCAUUGGAGGGUUUUUGGGCCUGACUGGUCUGUUUUAGGUCAUGCCACAGCAUCUCAAUUUGUACUUUAAUGGCUUUUUUCCCUUAAUAAAUGAAAUCAUCAUUUCAGAACUGCACAUUGUAUUCACUCGGGUUAUCUUUGUCUAAUACUAGAAUUUACUUGAUGAGCUGAAACAUUUAAGUGUGGCAAAUAUGCAAAAAAGAGAAAUCAGAAGGGACCAAAUACUUUUUCACAGCACUGUAGGUACUGUUGACCUUCCUAAGAAGUUAGCAGGCAGGUAACUGGUUGUAUGCCUUACAGUGAAAAUAAAACAAACUUUGCAGCUCUUUACAUUUAAUACUCCAUGCUUUACUUUUGGUACAGAUGAGAUAAAUGCUGUGACCCUUGGUAUGUUUAGCAUUUAUGCUUUUUUACUUCUGGGCAGGACACCUGAGCCAGUCUGAUUAAGAUUGAGGAGUUUACAAAUCAAUCUCCAACUGAAUUCUCUCUAUGUUAGACUAACUUUAAGAAAUGUGAUUUCUGAGUUCCAGUCAGACUGACUUCACACGGUUUAAAAGUUCUGUUGUGGAUCAGUGAAUUGACUUUUACUAACUGCAUGUUAAUGUACUGAAUGUAAAUUUUAGCUUCAACAUCAGUGUUUUUUAAAUUGUAAAGCAAACCACAAAUGCUGCUUAUCACUAAUGUAUCAAAAAAAGUUAUUUUUAUUAAAAUCUGUGUUAAAUCGG